Closterium sp. NIES-67 is the source of this 946-nucleotide messenger RNA. The record is from the annotation of a GenBank genome assembly. NCBI's taxonomy places the organism in Eukaryota, Viridiplantae, Streptophyta, Zygnematophyceae, Desmidiales, Closteriaceae.
CUCUCAUAGCACGCUCCUCUUAUUGUCACGUAGCUUGCUGUCCCAUGGCUGUCACAAGCAGAAUACGGUUUCCUGCGCUCCAGCGCUCGAUCCCCGCGCUCACUGUUCUAUCCUCGCGAUGGACCACAUCCGAUUUUGUUCAUAGAGACCGAUUCUUUUCCUCAUCGGCGUCGCCGGCAGCUGACCCACCGCCAGGAUCGACGGCUGGCGUGAAUCCAGCAGUAGAAUCCACGGCAGCGGCGGAGGAGACGGGAAGCUGGCGAAGCCACGCGGAGGCUUGCAGUCGAUCGCUUCGGCUGCACGUAGCGCCGGCGAAGAAGAACCUUCUGGGCAUUUUCCGAGAGUGCCAGACGGCGGAGGAGGCCGAAGCUUCCUUGCAGAUUCUGGCACGAAUCAGGCUUGAGAACGCGGCAUAUCGCAAGCAGACAGCGAACUUCAAUGACGAGGUCUCCCUGGAUGUCGUGCGAGCAUGCAUCCGAGCAGGCGUUCCGCAGAAAGCUUUGGUUGCCAUUUCCCCGACCAAUCCGUUUGGCUUGACUCCGCUGCUAGGCGCUGCUCAUCUGAUCAUGAGACAUGCUACAAUGGCCAAGGAUAAGUCCCUGUUGCUCUCGGCUUAUAGUCGGAUGGAGAAGGCCAACAUUCAGCCAUCAGCCACCACUGCAGACAUCGUCAUCAGCACGCUGAUUGCCCAAGAAGAAUCUGCCUUGGCGUCUCAAUUGGCUGACAGCCUUCAACAAGACGGGGUUACUUUGAAGAAGGAAGUUACGAGGAAGCUCCAAGAGGCUGUAUCUUCGUUGUGACGAGCCAAGACAUGCUGAGAUAAACCUGAUUAUAUUGGCAGAAAGCUCAUUGAGAAUGCGAAGAUGGCAAAUGAUGCUGAAGGGUGGUUGUUGAUGCUCUUGUCGGAUUCUGAGAUACAUAGUAAAAAUAAAACCUAUAAAGCACA